This is a messenger RNA of Gekko japonicus, 2170 nucleotides long. It is a transcript of the gene MRPS9, whose product is annotated as mitochondrial ribosomal protein S9. The transcript has 11 exons. Bases 18 to 1163 code for a protein of 381 amino acids. Gene Ontology annotation, biological process: translation. Gene Ontology annotation, cellular component: ribosome; mitochondrial small ribosomal subunit. NCBI's taxonomy places the organism in Eukaryota, Metazoa, Chordata, Lepidosauria, Squamata, Gekkonidae. The record is from RefSeq and is a predicted model, not a curated record. Gene Ontology annotation, molecular function: structural constituent of ribosome; RNA binding.
CAUUUCCCUCACUUGACAUGGCGGCCGUGGCAGGACGUAUGAUAGUGGGUGGCUCUGUUUGGCGCGUGGUGGGGAGGACCGGAAAACCGUUGCUGGGAUCCAAGGCACCAAGGCUAAUCUGCACUAGUUCUGCAGCAGCGCAGAGGAAAAAUAUAGCAGCUUCGGGACCCGAGAAGUACACAGAAGCUUUUAUUAAAAAACAGAUUGAAGAGUUCAACAUAGGAAAGAGACAUUUAGCCAACAUGAUGGGAGAAGAUCCAGAAACUUUUACCCAAGAGGAUAUUGAUAAAGCUAUCACCUACCUCUUUCCAUCUGGUUUGUUUGAGAAAAGGGCCAGACCUAUAAUGAAGCAUCCCACUGAAAUAUUUCCAAAACAAAGAGCAAUCCAGUGGGAUGAAGAUGGUCGUCCAUUUCAUUUUCUUUUUUACACUGGCAAGCAAUCUUAUUAUUCACUAAUGCACGAAAUGUAUGGUAAAUUACUGCGUAUUCAGGCACACCAAGAUCAAAUGUGUGCUCAAGGAGUAGUUCCAGAGAUCAAAGACCACUUCAACCUGAUUGGCAGCAGAUGGCUGAUUAAGGAGGAAUUGGAAGAAAUGCUAGUAGAAAAACUGUCAGAUCAAGAUUAUUUUCGCUGUAUUAAACUGCUGGAAAGAUUAGCGACAUUGCCAUGCUAUGGCAUCGAAGCAGAUUAUGUGCUGAAAUUCCGCAAGCAAUUACCUGUGCAAUCUGAAAAACAGGUAAUUGAACCCUUGAAAUAUGAUGAACGAGGAGUGGCCUUCAGCACUGGAGAAGGCCGUCGAAAGACAGCCAGAGCAACUGUUACCCUUUAUGACAGGGGAAGUGGAAAAAUUACCAUAAAUGGAGAUAAUUAUGUGUUUUUCUUCCCUGUGUUGCAGGACAGAGAGCAGCUGAUGUUCCCAUUUCAGUUUGUUGAUCGGCUGGGGAAACACGACAUGGUCUGCUCUGUCUCCGAGAGUGGGAGAUCAGCACAAGCUGGCGCAAUCCGCUUAGCGACUGCAAGAGCAUUAUGUAGUUUUGUUACAGAAGACGAAGUGGAGUGCAUGAGGCAAGCUGGUCUCCUGACGGUGGAUCCACGGGUGAGAGAACGAAAGAAGCCUGGACAAGAGGGAGCCCGCAGAAAGUUUACCUGGAAAAAGCGCUAGAUUUUGAAGUUUGAAUUGUUACAUAUAUGUUGUAUUUAUAUUAUAAUAAAAUGGGUUUUUUUCCGUUGUAUUCAACCUGUGGAUCAGUCACCAAGCAAAACGCCUACUAAUCAGUUGGCAAUAGACUUGCUGUUGACGAAAUGGCUUUUCUACCAAGUAGGAAAAGGAUAAAAGCAAUAGGAACUAACACUAGUAAAGGCCAGGGAGGCAGCUGCACACGGAAGGUGUUAAGAAACUGGCAGCAGAUUUGUGAGGAAGACAAAUGGGAAAAGGUUGUGAGUUGCUCUUUCCUAGAUCUACAGAAGUCACAAACCCCACAUUCAACAGGAAAGAGCGGGGGCCAUGAAUAUCUUCUUUACAAAUGAGACCACCCUGUGUUCUGUAAUCACCUGGAGAUGUCAAGCAUAUAGGGAUAAAAGAUAAAGGCUUGUCAUAGCUACAUUUUGUACUGAGGAAGUGUGCAUGCACACGAAAGCUUAUACCCAGAAUUAAACUUUGUCGGUCUUAAAGGUGCCACUGGAUUCAAACUUUGUUCUGUCUUAUACUAGUGUCACUGAAAAUGCAGAACCAUUGGUCUCUUUAUAGCAGCUCUUGCAAUACUUAACCAUUUUCACGUUUCCAGUUCAGGCGACACCUUUGCAGUCAUUUUCUUCCAGUGACACGUUUUGUACACCCUCCAAAAGUACCUUUGCAAUUAUAUUCUAACUUGUGAAAAGAGUUGAUAAUAUUUGUUCAUAGAACAUGGGAAUGAUGGAAAUGACAGCAUAUUAAACAUGGAAAUGUUUUUGUUAGUAUAACCUUUCCGCCACAAGAUAGAGCUGUUUGCUGUAACAAAAUCAGGCUUGCAAAAGGAAACCAUUAAAAUGUACAGUGAGGUUUGAUGCAGUUGUAUGUGUAUACUUCAAAACAGUGGCCUCACUGUUGGAGCCUGAAAUAUUUCUUGGGCAACUGUCUUUUGGCAGUUCAAAUUAUAUAAAAUAGACAUUCUCUUCUCUCUCACCCCCCCC